UUCUAAAUCAUUCGCAGUACGCCAUUCUAAACUAGCCGUAGUUCGCCAUUCCAAACCAGUCGUAGUAAGCCAUUUUGCAGUCUAUUCGUGCCAGGAUACCGUGUUAAUAUAUUCCUCUGUUCAAUUAAGCUUCGAAAAUGAAGUCACGAUCGAAAUCAUCCCGAGCUGGCCUGACUUUUCCCGUCAGUCGUGUUUCUUCAUAUCUUCGCAAGGGCCAGUAUGCCAAUCGUAUUGGAACAGGUGCUUCCGUUUACUUUGCGGCGGUACUGGAGUACCUUACGGCAGAAGUGCUGGAACUAUCCGGAAAUGCGGCCAGGGAUAACCACAAGUCGCGACUCGCUCCUCGGCACAUCCAACUUGCCAUUCGCAAUGAUGAAGAAUUGAGUAAGUUGUUGCAAGACAUAACUAUCGCACAAGGAGGUGUUCUGCCGAACAUUCAUAACGUCCUUUUGCCGAGAAAAACUGGACAGAAAAGUAGCACUUCGAAUUCUGCACCAAGUCAGGAAUAUUAGGCGCGUAUCUGCUUAUUUUUUACUCGUAAAAUGUUAUUUUAACUUUUUUAAAGUUAUGCGAUACAGAAACAAGAGAGCACCAGUUCACUUUUACUUACCUUUUUCAUUAUAUAUGUUAAAAGCUAUAUCCAAGCUUCCGUAAAUAGUCAUCCCUUCGCCGUUUAUGUGAAUCGCGUUGGUUACAGAAAAAGAAAUUUGAAGAACACGUCACUAAGUGAAAGCACCUUCGAGCUCCAGCAAUCGCGGAAUGCAACAAGUCUAAUGCGAUUACGGUUAUUGAGUGUUAAUUGAAAUGGUUCUACUCUUAUUUUCUAACGCUCCCUUCUUCAUAGAGUGUGUUGGUUUGGUACAAAUUGUUCUCAGAUAAGAAAUAUUGGGAUGGAUGGGGAUGACCUUUCCUGUCACACAAGCGAAAGCGCUGCUGCUGGGUAGCUUAAACGUCGAUUUUUGGUCAAAUGUAAUCGCUUAGAACGGCUUGAGACGCGUGCCACCAUUGUAAUGCAAUAAUGCGAAGAUUGUAAUUGUGCCAUCCUUAUCAGGCCAAUAAAUUGCGACAAAAACUGUA
Messenger RNA from Anopheles coustani, 1077 nucleotides. Its product is annotated as histone H2A-beta, sperm-like. Gene Ontology annotation, cellular component: nucleosome. The coding region runs from base 138 to 512 and encodes 124 amino acids. The transcript is spliced from 2 exons. NCBI's taxonomy places the organism in Eukaryota, Metazoa, Arthropoda, Insecta, Diptera, Culicidae. The record is from RefSeq and is a predicted model, not a curated record. Gene Ontology annotation, molecular function: DNA binding; structural constituent of chromatin; protein heterodimerization activity.